Molecule: messenger RNA, 486 nt
Organism: Trichoderma virens Gv29-8
Lineage: Eukaryota; Fungi; Ascomycota; Sordariomycetes; Hypocreales; Hypocreaceae
Exons: 2
Coding region: 1-486 (161 amino acids)
Source: RefSeq, a predicted model, not a curated record
AUGGCUACAUACUAUAUGUACUUCCCAUUCUUAACCUGUGAGGUGAAGUGCGAGACUACAGCACUAGAUGUGGCAGAUCGCCAGAACGCCCACAGUAUGACCUUUGCAGUACGGGGUGUCACUGAGCUCUUUCGUGCUCUAAAGCGAGAAAGCGAGGUCCAUCGGCAGAUUUUAGCCUACUCUUUCUCACACGAUCACCAGUCUGUACGAAUUUACGGCCACUAUCCAGUGAUUGACGGUGACGAUACCAAGUACUCUCGUCAUCCAAUCCGUGUGUUUGACUUUACAGAUUUAGAUGGUAGGGAAAAGUGGGCGUCAUACCAGUUCGCAAAGAACGUAUAUGACUUGUGGAUGCCGUCACAUUUCAAGAAGAUAUGUUCUGCUAUUGACCAGCUGCCCGAUGAGCUGGACUUGGAUGGCCCACCGUUUCUAGCCACCGGGCUGUCAAAGAGCCUGAAAAUACUAAUAUAUCCUGUAUUUCUAUAA